Molecule: messenger RNA, 1107 nt
Organism: Caenorhabditis briggsae
Lineage: Eukaryota; Metazoa; Nematoda; Chromadorea; Rhabditida; Rhabditidae
Gene: Cbr-idhg-2
Product: Protein CBR-IDHG-2
Exons: 8
Coding region: 1-1107 (368 amino acids)
Biological process (GO): tricarboxylic acid cycle; isocitrate metabolic process
Cellular component (GO): mitochondrion
Molecular function (GO): NAD binding; magnesium ion binding; oxidoreductase activity, acting on the CH-OH group of donors, NAD or NADP as acceptor
Source: RefSeq, a predicted model, not a curated record
AUGUUCUCAAAACUUCCAUUCCAGGCGAUUCGUGGAACCGCUUCUGCGAUUCGUACUCAUCAGAUUCCUGGCCAUAGACUUCCACUUGCCAAAUAUGGUGGUCGUCAUACUGUAUGUGCCCUGCCAGGAGAUGGAAUUGGCCCCGAAAUGAUUGCUCACAUCAAGAACAUUUUCUCCUUCUGCCAUGCCCCAAUCAAUUUCGAAGAAGUUCAAGUUUCAUCUUCUCUUUUGGAUGGAGAUAUGGAUGCUGCUCUUUUGGCAAUUGAGCGAAACGGAGUUGCCAUUAAGGGAAACAUCGAAACAAAACAUGACGAUCCACAAUUCCAUUCUCGCAAUGUUGAACUCAGAACCAAAUUGGACUUAUAUGCCAAUAUUCUCCACUGUGUCACUAUCCCAACUGUUCCAUCCCGACAUGCUGGAAUCGACAUUGUUCUCAUUCGCGAAAACACCGAAGGAGAGUAUUCUGGAUUAGAACACGAGACAGUUCCAGGAAUCAUUGUAACCCGAGAAAAGAUUGAAAGAAUCUCGAGAAUGGCGUUCGAAUACGCAAAAGCAAAUGGAAGAAAGAAGGUGACAGCAGUCCACAAGGCUAAUAUUCAAAAGCUUGGAGAUGGCCUUUUCUUGAAGGUUGUCCGUGAUAUGUCCGAAGAGUACAAAGACAUCAAAUUCGAAGCCAUGAUUGUGGAUAAUGCCUCGAUGCAACUCGUAUCGAAACCUCAGCAAUUCGAUGUGAUGGUCAUGCCGAAUCUCUACGGAAACAUCAUUUCCAACAUUGCCUGUGGAUUGGUUGGAGGACCUGGAUUGGUAUCUGGAAUGAAUUUGGGAGACAAGUAUGCUGUAUUCGAGACUGGAACUCGUAACACUGGAACUUCUCUUGCUGGAAAGGACAUUGCCAAUCCAACUGCUUUCAUCAGAGCUAGUGUUGAUAUGCUUAGGUAUUUGGGAUGCCACUAUCAUGCCAAUAUCAUCUCCGAUGCUCUAUGGAAAGCUCUCGUUGAGCAGAAAAUUCAUACUAAGGAUAUUGGAGGAAGCAACUCAGCAUCCGACGUCGUCAACGCCACUCUCAUCAAUAUCGAGAAGCUGAUGGAGGAGAACCCGAAAAAAUAG